Molecule: messenger RNA, 1433 nt
Organism: Darwinula stevensoni
Lineage: Eukaryota; Metazoa; Arthropoda; Ostracoda; Podocopida; Darwinulidae
Source: the annotation of a GenBank genome assembly
CUCGUCUCUUCCAGGCCAGCAUCCUCCCGCCUUCUCUUUUUCCAACUUGUGAGUUCGCGCCGUGUCAAAAGUGUUCGGUUUCUGGGUCGACCCUGUUCCGUGGAAUAUCGACGAUUUUCAACCACCUCAACCCGUAGGGUUUUGGAUCUGGACCGAUCGCCGGGAUGUUGAUCAACCUCGCAGACCUGCUGGUACGCUUCCUCAUGGUCAUGGCAGAGCUGAAAUGGGAAAGCCUGGUGCGUUUUUACCUCAGGGAGGAAAUCGCCUCGGUGGACGACGUGAUCGACUCCGAGGCGGCCGACUCCCGUUCGUCGUCGUUCAGUCGGGUCUCCAGGGCUCUGGAGAGGGAUGUCGCUCAGGAACCAUCCUUCGAUCCCGCUUGGAGGAGGAAAUGGGAGAAAUGUUACCACCCGUACGGCUGCUUCUCCACGAAACACCCGUGGACAUCGGCACAAAGACCCUUGGCUCUACACCCCGAACCUCCAGAGGUCAUUCGACCCGUCUUCUGUCUCUACACUCGUCGGAAUCCCACCGAAUGCUACCGUUUGAAGACGAACGAGACAAGGAGGCUGAAAGAAUCCCCAUUCGAUCGGACGCAUCCAGUCGCGUUGCUCAUUCACGGAUAUCUGGAUCACGGACGGAAGCCGUGGAUACUGGAAAUGAAGACAGAGCUGCUAAAGUUGCGAGACCUGAACGUGGUGGUGCUGAGCUGGCUCGGGGGAUCCGGACCGCCUUACACCCAAGCUGUGGCCAAUUCCCGGCUCGUUGGAGUCAUGGCUGCACAUUUCCUCGCCUUCCUAUCCAGGGAAGCGGGGACACGAAUUGAGGAGGUGCACGCGGUGGGUCACAGCCUGGGAUCUCACUUGGCCUCGUACAUCGGAUCCUCGGCCAAGGACAUGGGGCUCGGGAAACUGGGUCGCAUCACGGGUCUUGAUCCGGCUGAACCCCACUUCGAGUACGCGGAUCCCCGCGUGAGACUGGAUCCGGAGGAUGCCCUCUUCGUGGAUGUCAUUCACACCGACGGGGCUCCUCUCGCAACAGGAGGAUUGGGGCUGUUACAACCGGUGGGUCACGUGGAUUUCUAUCCCAAUUCGGGGACUCGCAUGCCGGGUUGCGACUUCUCUCUUCAUGAGGCCCUUGAAAGAGAAAACGGUUCCGUCGUCUAUGGUUUGACUCAGUUCUUGAGUUGCAACCACUUGAGGGCCGUCGAGUAUUUCAUCGAAUCCAUCAAUUCUCCCUGCCUUUUCCUUGCCCAUCAGUGCUCCAAUUGGGUCGAAUUCAAAUGGGGAGGGUGUGUGGACUGUGGCCAGAGGGGAGAGAAGUGUGCGAGAAUGGGAUAUCACGCAAGGGAAGCAUGGGAACCGGAUUUCUACGAAGGGGAGUCCCGGCAACUCUACCUCUUCACCGACCAACAGCAUCCAUACUGCCGUAUG